Messenger RNA from Colletes gigas, 1631 nucleotides. RefSeq names its product non-homologous end-joining factor 1-like. Gene Ontology annotation, biological process: double-strand break repair via nonhomologous end joining. Gene Ontology annotation, molecular function: DNA end binding. The transcript has 4 exons. The record is from RefSeq and is a predicted model, not a curated record. Gene Ontology annotation, cellular component: nucleus; DNA ligase IV complex. The coding region runs from base 278 to 1177 and encodes 299 amino acids. Lineage: Eukaryota; Metazoa; Arthropoda; Insecta; Hymenoptera; Colletidae.
AUAGAACUCCUAUAAUAGGGGGAAGUAUUUAAUUUUAUUUAUAUAAAAGUAUAUAGUAUACAAAAUUGUACAUAAAUCAAUAUGUAUACGGUGUAAUAAUAAUCGAUAUUAAUGUUUGAUAAAUUUAAAAAACUAUUAGUUAUCCGCGAAAAAAGGUGCUCGUUUCAAUGUUGUAGGUUAUGUUACUUGGUUAGAGGUUGGGAAUUUUGUAAUUUAAAGUCCAUAUAAUUAAAACAUAUGUUGCAUUCCUAACUUGCAAAUUAUCAAAAGUAAAGGUAUGGCAGAAAAUACAAUUUUUGAUCGACAUAAACAAGGAAUAAUAUGGAAUGAUAUUAAAAUUGGUAAUGAUUUUUACAUGAUCUCUAUUACACGGAGAAAUGACACAACUCAAGUAUUUUUAACUAAUCUCAUUGAAAUAUGGAUGGAAACAAUGACAAAUGAAACUAUUUUAACUAGAUGCAGAGAAUUAAAUCCACUAUUAAAUAUUGAUGCUUUUAAUUAUGAAGAAGUUGUGGCAAAUAUCUUAAAUAAUAUAUUAGAAUAUAUUGUUGAAGCUUCUGUUGAACAAAUAAAGUUACGUGCUCAGAUAGAAGAGGGUUCAAUGAAGUUUGCUUUAUAUUUAUCAAAGGGAACACCGUAUGAAUUUUGGGAAAUUAUAACUAAACCUCUAUGCGUGUCAUCAAUGGAAAUUAUUCGUCAGCAUAAAAUUCUUUUAGAUUUAGUAAAGAGAAAAGAUGAGGAAAUUACUGAAUAUAAAGCAGAAGGUGCUGAGUUAAUAAGAAAGAACAUUGAAACAGAAACUUUUAAGGAAGAUGAUCUUAAAACACAUAUUUUUAUUUCCAAUAUUGGUAAAUGUACCAGUGCAUUCCAGGCAAUGAUGAAUUUUUAUAAUACACUAAAUUUGAACGACACUAGCAAAGAUUCUACUGAGUCUGCAAGUAGCACUAGUAAAAAUGACAAAAUGGAACAGUGUAAAGAUAAUGGAGUUGAUGGGUCUAAAGAAGUUGCAAAUGAAGAUAUUUAUAUUCAAAGAAAACUGGAAACAGUAAAGUCCAGAUGUAAAAGUCAGAAGAAAUGUACCAUUAAUGAAAAAGUAACUAGUCCCAAAAUAAGAACCAGAAUGAUACACAAACCUAUUAAAAAAUUAAAGAAAGGUUUAAAUGAUUUUAUAUUGUAAAACAAUAUAUAUAUAUAUAUAGAAACGUAAUAUUCAGAGGGAAGGGCUGAGAGUAUAAAUCAUGUUAUUUAAAGUACUGCUUCUCCUUUGACUUUACAUAUAUUUUUGCAACAAUUUUAAAUUGUAUAUUAUAAAUUUGUAGUUUUUCUAAUAGCUGUGCAAUUUUUAAUGUUUCUACUAUGGUUUGUAUUUUAUGAUACAAAAUCGAAUAGUAUAUCUAUGAUCAUGAAUUUAAUAUUUUGUAAUAUAUUUAAGAACGCCAUUGAAGAACAAAAAAGAUGGGUUGAAACUCAUAAGCUCUUUCUCUGGCUAUUGCUCCAAUUGUAAAUAUUAUAUCAUCAAUGAAUUGUUAUUUUGAAAUGAGAGAAUCUUAUAUAAUAACAUUUUUACAAUUUUUCAAAUAUGAAAUUCAAAAUAUGUAUACACUAAUCAAAAAUAAUUAUUUUAUGUAUAU